CCCAUCUCGCAGCUACCGAGAAAUUCUCGAUCGUCGCCUGCAAAUCCGAGGCAGAAAGAAGCGAGGAAAAGAGAGAGAGGGGGAUAAUGGCUAGGGUAGGUGAUAUCCGUCAAUUUGCUGGAAACCAGAACAGCCUCGAGAUCGAGGGCCUCGCUCGCUUCGCCGUCGACGAGCAGAACAAGAAGCAGAAUGCUCUUCUGGAGCUUAGGAAAGUGGUGAAUGUGAAGCAGCAGGUGGUUUCGGGCACCAUGUAUUACAUUACCUUGGAGGCGGCUGAUGGCGGCGUCAAGAAAGUGUAUGAUGCUAAGAUUUGGGUGAAGCCAUGGAUGAACUUCAAGUCGUUGCAAGAGUUCAAGCUCCUUGGCGAUGCUCCUGCUGAGGCUAGAGCUUAGUUUCGCGGUUCGCAAGAGGAAUCUGCAUAGGCCUUCUGUGCUCAAAGCAAAAGGAUGAAGAGAAGAUCGAAGACACAGUACCUUUUUUGUCAGAACAAAAGAAAAACUUUACUUUGAUGUAAAAGUAAAAGUACUCAUAGGCUGUAAAAGUUAGCCCGUUCUAUACGUUGUGUUUAAGACGGCAAAUCGACAAUUCCUAUUGUUGGCUUUACAAUCAGAAGACAAAAUCUUAUGUUGAAUGGAAUGACCAUUCCAAUAUGUUGUGUUUGAUACGGUGAAAUGAAAUAAAAUGGGAAAGGAAUGAAAUUGAACGGAA
Messenger RNA from Rhodamnia argentea, 708 nucleotides. RefSeq names its product cysteine proteinase inhibitor-like. The coding region runs from base 87 to 392 and encodes 101 amino acids. The record is from RefSeq and is a predicted model, not a curated record. Gene Ontology annotation, molecular function: cysteine-type endopeptidase inhibitor activity. NCBI's taxonomy places the organism in Eukaryota, Viridiplantae, Streptophyta, Magnoliopsida, Myrtales, Myrtaceae. The transcript has 3 exons.